Messenger RNA from Plasmodium malariae, 2025 nucleotides. Its product is annotated as acyl-CoA synthetase, putative. NCBI's taxonomy places the organism in Eukaryota, Apicomplexa, Aconoidasida, Haemosporida, Plasmodiidae. The transcript has a single exon. Bases 1 to 2025 code for a protein of 674 amino acids. Gene Ontology annotation, biological process: fatty acid metabolic process. Gene Ontology annotation, cellular component: endoplasmic reticulum; membrane. Gene Ontology annotation, molecular function: long-chain fatty acid-CoA ligase activity. The record is from RefSeq and is a predicted model, not a curated record.
AUGUUUACAUCAACAAAUGAAUUAAUUUAUGCAGUGAAGGUUAGUGAACCGUCGAAUAAGGACUCAACAGGAGUUUAUCGAAAUCCUAAAUAUAAAAAUAAAUUAAUAGAAAAUUAUGAUGAGAAUCCUAUAAGUAAUAUGUGGGAUAUGUUUAAUGAGACAACGAAAAAGUUUAGGGAUAGAGAUUGUUUAGGUACACGAAUAAGAGUGAACAAUAAAUUGGGUCCAUAUAAAUGGAAAACAUAUGAAGAAGUAAGAGAAUUAAUUGUUAUAAUAGGAUCAGGAUUAAUAAAUACAAAUGCAUGCCCUGUAAUUAGAUGUGAUGAUUCUAGGGUAACUAGAGCAAGGUUUUUAGGUUUUUAUUUGCCUAAUUGUGAAGAAUGGAAUAUAUGCGAUUUAAGUUGUAGUGCAUUUAAUAUUGUAACGGUGCCAUUAUAUGAUUCUUUAGGUAUAGAAUCAAGUAGAUUUAUUUUAGAACAAACAUUAAUGCAAACAAUUCUGUGUAAUAAAACUUGUGUUUUAAAUUUAUUUAAAUCGUUAGAAACAUGUGAAAGAAUAUAUUUAAAAAAAAUAAUAUUAGUAGAAAGAGAAGUAGAUGAAGAGAUAAAAAAAGCAUGUGAAAAAUAUCAAUUAGAGAUAAUAACAUGGGAUUAUUUGUUAAAAGAAGGAAAUAAAAAAAUUUUAGAACCACGUCCAGGAAAUAUAAAUGAUGUGGCUACCAUUUGUUAUACAUCAGGUACAACAGGAUAUCCUAAGGGAGUUAUAAUGACAAAUAAGAAUUUUGUAGCUCAGGUAGUGUCCUCUAUUACAGGACCAUCAAAAUUGCCAAUAUUGGAAAUAAAUGAAAAGGAUACACAUAUAUCUUAUUUGCCUUUAGCUCAUAUAUAUGAAAGAAUUAUGAUUUUAGUAUAUUUUGCACAAGGUGUGAGGACUGGUUAUUAUUCUGGCAAUGUACAAACUUUAAUUGAAGAUAUACAAGAAUUGAAACCCACUUUAUUUAUUAGUGUACCAAGAUUGUACAAUCGAAUACAUGAAAGGAUAUUUAACUCUUUAAAAAAAAAAUCGUCCAUUGUUCAAUCCUUAUUUAAUAAAGGGGUAGAACAUAAGGUGAAGAAGUUAAAUUCUAAUGGUGUUCCUUUUCAUUUUUUAUGGGAUAAAUUAAUUUUUAAUAAAGCAAAAAAAAUUUUAGGAGGAAAUAUAAGAGCAAUGUUAAAUGGUUCUGCACCUAUAAGUGCAGAUGUGGUUAAAAAAUUGAAAUCUGUUUUUUGUGUUCCUAUAUUUGAAGGAUAUGGAAUGACAGAAACAUUAGGACCUGCUUUUAUAAGUCAUACAACAGAUAUCAAUGUAGGUCAUAUUGGUGGUCCUGUGCCAUGUGUUGAAUAUAAAGUUGUAUCAGUACCGGAAAUGAAUUAUCUUGUUACUGAUGACCCACCAAGGGGAGAAUUACAUUUAAGAGGACCUGCUAUUUGUAAUUUAGGUUAUUUCAAAUUAGAAAAAGAAACAAAUGAAUUAAUUGAUAAAGAUGGAUGGAUCAGAACAGGUGAUAUUGUAUCUUUUAGUGAAAAUUUUUCAGUUACAAUUAUUGAUAGGAAAAAAAAUAUUUUUAAAUUAUCCCAAGGUGAAUAUAUUGCUGUUGAAAAAAUUGAAUCUACAUAUAAACAGUCUUUGUUCAUUAGUCAGAUUUUUGUGUUUGGUUAUUCAUAUGAAUCUGUACUCAUUUGUAUUAUAUGCCCAUCUACGGAUACUAUGGAAAUUUGGAAGAAUAACAAGAAAUUAAAAAAAACUGAUGCCGAAAUUGUGCAAUUACCAGAAUUUAAAAAUGAUGUUCUUGAGGAUCUAAUUAGGAUUGGAAAAAAUGAUGGCCUUAAAGGAUAUGAACAAAUAAAAGAUAUUUAUUUUGCCUUAGAACCAUUCACUAUAGAGAACGAUCUACUUACACCGACAGGAAAGAUUAAGAGGCACGCCGUGCACAAGAAGUACAAGGCGGAGAUUGACCGCAUGUACGAACGACUCAAGCAGGGUUAG